AUUUUUAGCAAGAGCAAGUGACAGCAACGUCAAAUCGACAAUGAAUAACAUUCGAAUUAGAAGUUCUUAUUAUAAUUUAAAUAUAAUAUCUGUAUUGUUUUGUUUUUCUUGACAAGAGAUAUUCAUUAUUUCGAAAUAUUGUAGACUUGUACCUACGUUGUUAUCUUGUCAUUUGAGAUUUUUGAGUUAAUUGUUUUACAUUUGUGAAGAAAAUGAUUUCUUUUCAACGGCUUUAUCAUGUUUCUUGUGUAGCUUUCAAUUUGAGGAAGCAAGGAUUAAAACUAUGUAAAAUGGUGAAUCCGAAGAAUAAAAGGCAGUGGCACCCCACACAACAAUUCUUCGAAAAUACUUUACCGACUGUAAAGAGUCUGACGGCACAGAAACACGAGCCUGGGAAGCGUGGUAUGCGGCGCACAGCCAUGCUGAACAAAAUGUUUAUGAAAUAUAUAACUGACUUGAUAUCUACGGGCACAUCUGCUUUGGAUGUAGUAGGACGAGGAAUUGAGAUUUCUAGAGUAAAUGUCACUCCAGAUAUGAACACAGUGAAUGUGUUCUGGGUUUGCAAAGGCACUGCUUCGGAUGCUGAAAAUGAGAAGAUAUUGAACAAAGUAGCCGGUGGCUUGAGACGCGAGCUGUCCACACUCAGGGUCAUGGGAGAGGUACCCUACAUUAUGUUUGUAAAAGAUAAACAAGAAGCUCAUCUAGUAGACUUGGACCGUCGUUUGGCAAUGGCUGACUAUGGUGAGGACUAUGUCCCCACAGACUAUGGACAGUUGCUGAAGUCUGAAUUCACUCUGAAUACCAAAUUAUCACCAGAGUUGAAGGCUAAAAUAAAGCAACUAGAAGAUGAUCUACCAGUCUUUGAGGAUCCAUUGCCUGAGAUGACUCACAGCAUAUUUGGGCUGGACCAUGCGAAGAUAAUGAGCCGACUGCUGGCAGCUAGGAAGAAGAGCCACGAUGCUUGGAGCACCGUCAACACGGCAAAGUCACCUGAUGUGAUAUCCUACAGAGCGACUCCUAAUACAGUACCUGAUGUAGUUGGCAACCAGAGAAAGGAGCUGGCUGACUUCUUACUGCAGAGACAGAUUCUUCAAAAGAAGCUUUCGAAGCGGAACAAGCAAUUGUCUCAGGUGGAGUGGCUGCUGACGGAGAAGGAGGGGGAUGGGGAUGGGGAGAGCGAGGGGGCGGGGCUGAAAGAGUUGGAGGAGGAGAUGGAGGUAGAGGACGCUGAGGAGGACGAGGAGUACGAGGACGAGGAUGACUACAACUACUACACGGGAUACAGCGAGCUCACCGACCUCUCCAGCGAGUCUCCCAAGGAAUCUAAUCCGUAGUCCUCAAUAGAAUACCAAUAAAUUAUAUUAUUUGUAGUAAUUA
Molecule: messenger RNA, 1377 nt
Organism: Spodoptera frugiperda (fall armyworm)
Lineage: Eukaryota; Metazoa; Arthropoda; Insecta; Lepidoptera; Noctuidae
Product: putative ribosome-binding factor A, mitochondrial
Exons: 6
Coding region: 213-1334 (373 amino acids)
Biological process (GO): rRNA processing
Source: RefSeq, a predicted model, not a curated record